AUGGCACUAUAUGAAGCCUUGUAUGGGAGACCAUGCCGAUCACCCGUUUGUUGGACCGAGUUGGGUGAGGCUAUGCUGGUCGGGCCGGAAUUGAUCCAAGAAACUUCCGAGAACCUGAAAGCGAUUCGUCAACGCCUUCUUGAAGCACAAAGGAGAACUACCGAGCAAGUUAAAUUGAUUCGCCAACAGUUGAUAACCGCACAAAGUAGGCAAAAGAGCUACGCAGAUCGUCGUUGCCGACCAUUAUCAUUUGAAGUGGGGAAUCACGUGUUUCUAAAGGUGUCACCCCGUCGGGGACUAUCUCAUUUUGGGCAAAGGGGUAAGCUUUCACCGCAUUAUAUCGGGUCGUUUGAUAUUAUCGAGAAGAUUGGCGAAGUUGCGUAUCGGUUGGCCUUACCACCAAGAUUAUCAAAUGUUCAAGAUGUAUUCCACGUGUCGAUGUUACGAAAGUAUGAGCCGGAUCCGUCAGACGUUCUAGAGUGGGCCGAGUUAGAGUUAGAAGCCGAUGCAUCUUACGAGGAGGAGCCGAUAUGUAUCCAAGAUUUGCGCGAGCAAGUUUUGAGGGGUAAAACCAUUCCGUUAGUGCGAGUCUUAUGGAGUCAUCUCGGGAAAGAAGAGUCGACGUGGGAAAGGGAAGACGAAGUGAGAGAGAAGUAUCCGCAUUUGUUUCCAAGUUAG
Molecule: messenger RNA, 678 nt
Organism: Rhododendron vialii
Lineage: Eukaryota; Viridiplantae; Streptophyta; Magnoliopsida; Ericales; Ericaceae
Exons: 1
Coding region: 1-678 (225 amino acids)
Source: RefSeq, a predicted model, not a curated record